Molecule: messenger RNA, 675 nt
Organism: Trichomonas vaginalis G3
Lineage: Eukaryota; Parabasalia; Trichomonadida; Trichomonadidae
Product: D-aminoacylase, C-terminal region-containing protein
Exons: 1
Coding region: 1-675 (224 amino acids)
Molecular function (GO): hydrolase activity, acting on carbon-nitrogen (but not peptide) bonds
Source: RefSeq, a predicted model, not a curated record
AUGGAUAGAGAGCAUAUUCUUUAUGACAACUAUUGGGUUUCCAGUGGAUCACCAAGUAAAAUCGUCAUAACUAGAGGAGCUCCUUCCGAAAUGAUGGAAAAGAAUUUGGUAGAACUCAGUGGAAAGACUGAUGAAAGAGAAGUUUUGGAAUGGACACUUGAUUUGAUUGCACGUGGAAUUACUCCCCUCGCUAACUUCUACGCGAUUAAUGAAAAAGAUAUGCUGAACAUUAUGCCAAAGGACUACGUAAUGAUGGGAUCUGAUUCUGAUGUAUAUUACGAAGGUUACGGUAAAACAGUUCAGCAUCCACGUAACAUGGCAAGUCAUUCUGUUUUCCUCCGCAAGUAUGUGAAGGAGUUGGAUGUUCUCAGCCUCGAAAAAGCUGUUAACAAGAUGUCCGGACUCAUCGCUGAUAGAUUCGGAAUCAACGACAGAGGAAAAGUUUUCGUUGGAAAUUAUGCUGACUUGAACAUGUUCAAACUCGAUGAAAUCAAUGAUACAACAAAGGAAACAGGAUGGACAUGGCCAAGUACAGGUAUGAAAUACGUUAUGAAUAGUGGUGAAUUCCUCAUUGAUGACUACAAGAUGACAGGAAAUCUUCCAGGAAAAGGACUGAGAAAGACUGAUUACGUCAACCAAAAAAAAAUCGAUAAACUGGACGAUUAUCUUACUUGA